UGCAUGAUGGCGCGAAGAGAGAAGUUGAGGAAGUUGACAGAAAUUCGUAACGAAAUAAUCGCUACUCCUUUCGAUCUUUUCAUGUUUAUGAAACCCUAAAAACCCUAAUUUUCUCCUCUUUCCAAUUUGCCCCUUUUUCGACACAAUAAAAAGGGGGAAACAUACAUCAUCCACCUCCACUUGAGACGGGAUCCUGGGCGUGUUUGUGGAAAAGGAAGAAUUUCAGAUCGGUGAUUUAAACGAUGAGAAUCUUUGCGCAAGAAAUUCUAUAAACCAUCCUUUUCCACAUCAGAAAACAAAAACCAGCCGAAAGCUGAGUAGAUUUAAACCAAAUGGAUCCAAAACCGCCAUCCGGGCCCACCUCCCCUAAACAUCAAUCUUCUAUCACAGAUGAAACCGUUAACAAUCGUUCAUCUGAUGCCAUACCAUUAUCAGUUUCAGACAGCACGUACCGUAGUUUGUCACUCACACAAUCACCGCCCGUUCAAGUAAUGGAACGAAAUGAAGAUUUCGAUAUCUCUAGUAGAUUCUCGUCACCAUCAUCAUCAUGGAGUGAUGAUUCCAACGAGUCGCUUUUUAGCAUUCAUCUUAACAAUAGUAACAAACAUGAUCAAGUGCAUUUAUCGGCUGCUGACGCUGUGGAACAUUCUAGUGAAAGUGAUGCGGGAAGUUUAAGAGCGGAAACGUUAAAUAAGUUAGAUGUUGACGUGUCUGAUUUAGAUGAGCCGCAAAAGGUUGUUAGGUGGAAAACUCAAGUCGAACGACUUGCGGAUGAAGGAGUGAGUUCUCAAGGUCAACAGCUGGAAUCGUCUCCUCUAACGGAUCAUAAAGCUAGUGAACCAAAAAAGAAGUUUUGUUGGUCAACAUGCGACUGUGGGUCCUGUAAACUGCCAAAGUGGAUGAGUUGUUCUAACUGUAAACCAAAGAAAAAAUCUUCAUCACAACCCAAGGAAGCAAAUUCACAUACACCAAAAAAGUCCGAUCAAAAGGCGGGUUCAAAAAAACGGUGUUGCUCUGGUCCAUGGUCAGUUUCUUGCCAUUGCUGCUUUGGUGAAUUUACCGGCGCUUGAACGUCACACGUUAGCCGUUUCUCCGUUUCAUCUAGUAGUAACAGGUCGGGUUGAAAACGGUCAUUUUUAGUACGGGUUGGUAUGGAGCACGUUGGAUCAGGUGACCGCCGAACUUUUCUUUAAAGAAAAUGGAAAAAUGAACAACUUGAUCCAGUUGACAUGUUCCCCUUUAGGCCUGUUUUAUUAAACCGACCCGUUUGAGAUAAAACUUAACUUGACCCAUUCAUAAGAAAACGUGUCAAAAAGCCCAACAACGCUACGAUUGUCGGUGCUGUUUGGGACCGCGAUUAAGACGGGCUGGAAAACAAAAUUGGGGGAGUAGAGGUUAAUGGUGUAUAACUGUAACAGGUAAUUAUUCUUAGUUUUCAUGAGUUUUAUCUGUAGGACCUGCAAAUAAAUUUUCAUUCAUCCUUGCAUAAUAAUAAUAAGAGGUCUUAUGAGAAUGACAUUAUUCAUAUCUUUA
Molecule: messenger RNA, 1533 nt
Organism: Helianthus annuus (common sunflower)
Lineage: Eukaryota; Viridiplantae; Streptophyta; Magnoliopsida; Asterales; Asteraceae
Exons: 4
Coding region: 333-1070 (245 amino acids)
Source: RefSeq, a predicted model, not a curated record